UUUUGAAGCUCUCGAGCUUCCAUACAGAAUAUAUAACGACCAAAGAGAGAGAGAGAGAGAGAGAGAGAGAGAGAGAGAGAGAGAAGAAAAAACAUAUACCCUCUUUCUCUGCUUUUUUGUUUUCCCGUGACUUUCAAAAUCUUUCCUUUCAACAUACUGAUUUUUGCUGUAAAUAUUCUCACAUAAUAUUCAUCAAAUUAAUUAAGUUUUGUUUUUCAGGUCGGUUUUUGGAGAACAAUGGAGAAGAUAGGCAGCAGCCGGAGACAAUAUCGUUUGGCACUUGGGUUAUCAGCAAUGGUUGUCGUAUUGUUUUUUGUGUUUUCUGGUUUUUCCGUGAAGACCCCAGUAAGAAGAGUUCUCAGGAGCAUCAGCCGCCGAGAAUUACGAUCGUCUACUGGGAUCAAGCUAAUACGUCGGCAGGUUGUGAUGGAUAAUGGGCUUGUCCGGGUCACUUUCUCGAAUCCGGGUGGGGAUGUAAUUGGAAUCAAAUACAAUGGAAUCGAUAACUUACUUGCCAUUGAUAACGAAGAAAGUAACAGAGGGUAUUGGGACGUAGUUUGGAACAAACCAGAAGAGAAAUCUAUUAACAUUGACAGAUUACAAGGAACAAGAUUUCAGAUUAUAAAGGAGGACCACAAACAAUUAGAAAUUUCUUUCACAAAAACAUGGAGAAUUUCCAUGAAUGGUACCACAGUUCCUUUGAACGUGGACAAAAGGUACAUAAUGCUUGCUAAUUAUUCUGGGUUCUAUGCAUACGCUACAUUUGAGCGCCUUGACGGAUGGCCAGCAGUGGGAAUGGAUCAGAUUAGGAUUGUUUACAAGCUUCGACAGGACAAGUUUCAGUUCAUGUCAGUAUCGGACGACAGACAAAGGGUGAUGCCAACAAUUGGGGACCGUGAAAAAGGAGAGAAACUUGCUUAUCCUGAAGCUGUUCUCUUAACCAAUCCGACCAACUCUGAACUUAGAGGAGAGGUAGAUGACAAAUACCAAUAUUCAAGCGAGAGCAAAGACAACAAAGUCCACGGGUGGAUCUCUUCUGACCCACCAGUGGGUUUCUGGAUAAUCACGCCCAGUAGCGAGUUCCGAACUGCUGGCCCCAUCAAGCAAGACCUCACCUCUCAUGCCGGUCCAAUUGCUCUCUCCAUGUUUACCAGCACUCACUAUGCUGGAAAGGACCUAGGAAUGGAAUUCAAAGAAGGGGAAGCAUGGAAAAAGGUUUAUGGCCCUGUUUCUAUCUAUCUUAAUUCUGUUUCAGCCGAUAAAGAUUCACUCACACUUUGGGAAAAUGCUAAAGACCAGAUGCAAGAAGAAGUUGGACAAUGGCCAUACAAUUUCCCUCAGUCUGAAGAUUUUGUUUAUGCUGAUAAACGGGGUUCUAUCGGUGGUCAGUUAUUUAUCCGUGAUCGAUACAUGCACAAUAAGCUUAUUUGGGGUGGCUUUGCAUAUGUGGGUUUGGCAGCACCUGGAGAUGUAGGAUCAUGGCAAAAGGAAAGCAAGGGGUAUCAAUUCUGGACUCAAGCAGACAAGAGAGGUUAUUUCUCAAUUACAAAUGUCCUACCUGGAAAUUAUAGUCUGUAUGCAUGGGUUCCUGGCGUUAUUGGUGAUUACAAAUAUAAUGAUAUUAUCACCAUUCAAUCAGGGUCUAAUAUGACAUUGGACCGUAUUGUAUAUGAACCUCCAAGAAAUGGUCCUACUCUUUGGGAAAUCGGUAUCCCUGAUCGCUCUGCUGCUGAAUUCUACAUACCAGACCCCUAUCCUACACUUAUGAAUGAAUUGUACAACAAUCAUCCAGAGAAGUUUAGGCAAUAUGGCUUGUGGGAGCGUUAUGCAGAUUUAUAUCCCAAUAAAGAUCUCACCUACACAGUCGGCGCUGAUGACUACCGAAAAGAUUGGUUUUUCGCCCAAGUAACCAGGAGUGCAGCAAAUGGAACAUACAAAGCAACAACAUGGCAGGUUAUAUUCACACUUGAAAAUGAGCCAGAGACUGGAAAUUACACUCUCCGACUAGCAUUGGCCUCAGCCACUGAUUCUGAAUUGCAGGUUCGGUUCAACAAUGAGACAGCCAAAGCUCAUUUCACAACAGGGCUAAUAGGCAAAGACAAUGCCAUUGCAAGGCAUGGAAUCCACGGGCUGUACUGGUUGUAUAGCAUCGAUGUGCCAAGUUCACUUCUUUUCAAAGGAGAAAACAAAAUCUAUUUUACUCAAUCAAGAAGCAUAAAUCCUUUCCAAGGAGUUAUGUAUGACUAUGUCAGACUAGAACGACCUCCUCAAACUUAAUUAGUUUUGUAAUUAUUAUUGUUCUUGUAAUUAAUUUUCCCUCGUUCACACACACAGCCAUUUUAUUUUCUCAGCCCCAAAAAAAAAAUAUAUAUAUAUAUAUAUAUUAUAUCCUAGAUAUAUAGCUGAUUUAUAUCUCUA
This is a messenger RNA of Ziziphus jujuba (common jujube), 2418 nucleotides long. RefSeq lists its product as uncharacterized. Gene Ontology annotation, molecular function: catalytic activity; carbohydrate binding. The transcript has 17 exons. The record is from RefSeq and is a predicted model, not a curated record. Bases 238 to 2277 code for a protein of 679 amino acids. Gene Ontology annotation, biological process: carbohydrate metabolic process. NCBI's taxonomy places the organism in Eukaryota, Viridiplantae, Streptophyta, Magnoliopsida, Rosales, Rhamnaceae.